Molecule: messenger RNA, 2385 nt
Organism: Didymella exigua CBS 183.55
Lineage: Eukaryota; Fungi; Ascomycota; Dothideomycetes; Pleosporales; Didymellaceae
Product: barren
Exons: 3
Coding region: 1-2385 (794 amino acids)
Biological process (GO): mitotic chromosome condensation
Cellular component (GO): condensin complex
Molecular function (GO): chromatin binding
Source: RefSeq, a predicted model, not a curated record
AUGGCCCGCUCGCGAUACAGUCUUGCCCCGCAGGCGACGCCGGCGAAGGGCCAGAAGGUCCCGCUCAACGACGACGACGAGGAGAGGGCAAAACGCCGCCAUGCCUUCGCUGAGCGCCAGCGCAAUGAGCUCAGGCACUCUACGACGCCCAACUCGAAGAAAAAGGGACGCCGCUCGCUUGCAGCGCAGGUCAUCGAUCCCUCCACGCCGACCCAGGACCACGACAUGCCCGAUGUCGCUGGAAACGCCGUCACCCCCAUGAAGCGCGUCCUGCCGCUCGCAUCCAACUUUGAAGACUGGAUCAAAAUGGCGACCGACAACAAGAUCAACGCGGCCAACUCCUGGAACUUCGCCCUGAUCGACUACUUUCACGAAAUGUCCUUGCUGAAGGAGGGCGACGGCGUCAACUUCCAAAAGGCCAGUUGCACGCUCGAUGGCUGCGUCAAGAUCUACACCAGCCGAGUAGACAGUGUUGCGACAGACACUGGCAAGCUUCUGAGCGGUCUGGCGGAGAACGGCAACAAGAAGAGUCGUGGUGGUGACGAAGAAGAUGAGGACGGCGAGGAUGUAGAGGGCGAAGAGGGUGAAGACGGCCAGAAGAAGAAGCGGAAGCGGGCUGUACGCUCAGCCGAAUCGACACUGGCGACAUCAUUCGAGCAGCUGCAAAACAAGAAGAUGGACCUGGAAUUUGCCCAGGACCCCCUGUUCAAAAAGGCAACAGCCGACUUCGACGAGGGAGGCGCCAAGGGUCUGCUCAUGAACCAUCUCGCGAUCGAUGCAAACGGCAGGAUUGUGUUUGACAGCAGCGAUGAUGCGGGCGAUAAGACAACGAAAGAAUCAGCCGAAGACUCCGCGCCAGGGGAGACGCCGGUGCCAGAGGAAGCAGCAGAGGAAACCCCGAGCAGCGACAUCGACAUUGACAUUUCCGGACUCGCCGCCAAGUAUUUCCCCAACCUCGCAAUCCUCGACGAACAAGAUGUCUGCCCAUCAAUGAAGACCUUCGAUCUUGGCGACGUCAACGGCUCCAUGGAUCUGCCCUUCCUCAAAGCGCCCGACGACUGGCGACAAGACGAGAAGGAUGCAGACGAAGAUGAGGCUGGAAACGUCACAGGCGUAUUUCUCGACGAUAACAACGCUGGUGGUUUUGAUGAUGACGACGACAACCUGGGCGGAUUCCAGAUGGCAGAUGAUGUCGGAUUCGGGGAAGGUGGUGACGCUUUUGCGCAGGAGCUCGCACUAGUCCCCAACGCCCGCGUACACAACAACGGUGAAGAAGCUGAAGGCGACGAGCCUAUCGAAAGCGUCGAAGGCCAGACGGGCAGCGACGAGCAGCAAUAUGCACUGACCAUGAACCACGCUCGCGAUCAGGAGCACGAGAACAUCUUGAGCUACUUCGACCAAGCGCUGAAGAAGAAUUGGGCAGGACCCGAACAUUGGCGUAUCAGGCGUGUCAAGGAGGCUGGAAAAGUGGCACCAGUGACGAAGAGGAAAGAGAAGGAGCCUUUUGAGAUUGACUUCCUGGCGCCCAUGUCGCAGGAGUUGGCCAACGCCCUGUACACCCCCGCGACAUCAGCCUCCACGAUCCUACUACCAAGGGCACAAUGGAAGUCAAAAUCGAAGAAUCUCCUCCCCGACGACAAGCACUUCAACUCGAAGAAUUUGCUGCGACUGUUCCUGAAGCCAAAGGCCCGUGUAGGCCCACGAAGACAGCAAAAGCGACACCAGGAGCUGGCAAGGAAGGAUGACGCAGCCAUCGGCGAGAUCAACGAGGCCUUUUGGGCAAAUCGUGCGAACGAGGACGCUGCUGCAGAUGAUGAGAUCCCUGUGCAAGGCAAUUAUGACGCCGACUUCUUCAACGAUGAUGCGCUGCCAUUUGCUGGUGGCUUCAUGGACGACGAUGACGACUUUGCAGACGCUCGUGAUCACUUCUCGCCAGUGCCUUCACAGGUCCCAAUCGGCACUCAAGCUACAGAUGUGUUGGGUUCACAGGCGAAUGCCUUCGGCGCAGACCUCAUAUCUCAAAGCAGACGAUUCAGACCAGAAUACAUGCAGUAUGCACGCGCAGCGAAGAAGGUCGAUGUGAAGAAGCUGAAGGACAACCUGUGGAGCAGCAUGGGGCUUGAGAAGAUCACUGCGCCACCUGCACCAGAAGACGAUGAUCCAUCCAUGAAGGAUGUAAGCGGCACGCUCAAGUUCACGGAUGUGGUCAACAACUUGAAGCAAGUUUAUUCAGAGAAGGUCUUGUCUGAGAUCUCGACAAGCUACUGCUUUAUCUGCACACUGCAUCUUGCCAACGAACAAGGCUUGGUCAUCGAGAACACCCCUGAUUACGAGAACCUGAUCAUCAGGAAGGACUUCAGCGCUGACCUCAGCAUCGGGCAUUAG